UUAGAAAUUAUUGCAGUAAGAAAUUUUGAGACUACUCUUAACCCUUGCAUCCAUUUUCCUGAUUCAUCACCAAAACAAUGGCAGAGGCCCUCCUUUCUGCGUUCCUCGGAGUACUGUUUGACCGUCUGGCGUCUCCUGAGCUGCUCAACUUUGCUCGCCAAGAAGGACUUGAAAAGAAGCUGGAAAAGUGGAGCAAAAUGCUGCCAAGAAUUGAGGCAGUGCUUGAUGAUGCGGAGCAGAAACAAGAGAAUGGCGUCGCAGUGAAAAGGUGGCUGGAUGAUGUCAGAGACUUGGCUUACGAUGCAGAUGACAUACUCGAUGAAUUUGCCACGGAAGUUUUGCGACAGAAACUCACCGGAGGAAAUCAUGCCCGCACAAGUAAGGUACGGAAAUUAAUACAUGGUUUCACUCCAUGUGCUAUUAAGAUCAACAAUAAGCUGGGGUCAGAGAUGGAGGAAAUCACUGCUCGAUUCAACAAGAUGGUGAAGCAAAAAGAUGAUCUGAAAUUGAGUGAAAAUGUUGAUAGGAGAAGGUCAUACAGAACAAGGGAGAUACUGGCGCCAACUUCUGUAGUAACCGAAGCUCAUGUUUAUGGUAGGGAAAAAGAUAAAGAGGCUCUACUUGAAUUUGUGCUGGGUGAAAAAGGUGGAGAUGUUCAACUCUCUGUGAUUCCUAUAAUUGGUAUGGGGGGUAUAGGAAAGACAACUCUUGCCCAGCUUGUGUACAAUGAUGAAAAAGUUGAGAGCUUUUUUAAUCUGAAGGCAUGGGCUUGUGUUUCUGAAGAUUUUGAUGCUGUUAGGGUGACAAAAACAAUUUUACAGUCUUUCACCUCCGAAAACUGUGAGGGUAAGGAUCUAAAUUGGCUGCAAAACAAACUAAAGGAGAAACUGAAAGGGAAUAAGUUUUUUGUCGUUCUAGAUGAUCUUUGGAAUGAGAACUACCAUGAUUGGAGUAUCCUGCGUGCUCCUUUCGAAGCAGGGGCUCCGAGAAGUACAAUUGUCAUCACAACUCGCAAUAAGGGAGUUUCAUCAAAGACAGGUACCAUUCCAGCUGCUUACUCUCUGAAAGAGUUGUCGAAUGAUGUUUGUUUGUCUAUAUUGGCACAUCAUGCAUUGGGGACAAGGGACUUCAGUGCACAUCUAAACCUCAAAGGUAUUGGUGAGGAAAUAGUUAAAAGGUGUAAAGGCUCCCCUUUGGCAGCAAAAGUACUCGGAGGCGUCUUGCGCAAUAAAAUGGACCAUGAUGAGUGGGAAGAUGCAUUGAAAAGCAAGAUAUGGGAUUUACCAGAAGUGGAAAGUGAAAUUGCCCCAGCUCUUAUGUUGAGCUAUCAUCAUCUCCCUUCACAUUUAAAGAGGUGUUUUGCGUAUUGUUCACUACUCCCCAAGGACUACUUAUUUGAGGAGAAGCAGUUGGUUCUAUUAUGGAUGGCAGAAGGUUUACUUCAACCACAAGAAGGGAAAAGGCGAAUGGAAGAUUUGGGUAGCGAGUAUUUUCGCAAUCUGUUGUCGAGGUCAUUUUUCCAACAAUCAUUCAAGGAUGAAUCACAAUAUCUAAUGCAUGACCUCAUCAACGAUUUGGCUCAAUGGGUUGCAGGAGAUAUAUGCUUUAAAAUGGAGGAUAGAGUUUGGGAUAAUAAUGGAAGGAAACCUUCUACAAAGGCUCGACAUUCGUCUUACCUGGGUGGUCGACAUGAUGGCAUUCCAAAGUUUGAGGUUUUUAAUGAUCUCACACGUUUGCGAACCUUUCUGCCACUUAUGCUUCCAAAUCCAGGUUGGUGUUACUUGACUAGAAAUGUUCCUCUUAAAUUGUUUCCAAAAUUACGAUGCUUAAGGAUACUCUCGUUGAGUGGAUACCGUAUAUAUGAGUUACCAGAAUCAAUCGGUGAUUUGAAGCAUCUACGAUUCCUCGACUUUUCUUACACUCAAAUCAGAAGCUUACCUGAUUCAAUAGCCACUCUCUACAAUUUACAGACAUUGAUAUUGGAGCACUGUUAUAAUCUGAAGAAAUUGCCUUCAACGUUUUGUAACCUAGUCAAUCUUCGACAUCUCAACAUUCAAAGUGCAUAUGCAUUGGAAGGAAUGCCUCCACAAAUGGGUAAAUUAACUUGUCUCCAAUCAUUGUCUAAUAUGGUUGUGGGAAAAGGUAGUUGUUCCGAGAUAAUAAAGGAGUUAGGGCCUUUGUUGUAUCUUCGAGAGACACUUUGCAUUGCAGGAUUGGAAAAUGUGAUUAAUCGUGAGGAUGCGAGGGACGCUAGGUUAAUUGAAAAGCACGAUCUCUAUGGUUUGUCAUUGGAAUGGAGUGGCAACUUAGAUGAAGCACAAGAUAGAAUAAGUGAAUUUGACGUACUUAACAUGCUUCAACCUCACAAGGGUUUGAAAGAGCUCACUAUCAGACGCUAUGGUUGUGCAGAAUUUCCAACCUGGUUAAAAGUUCCCUCAUUUUCUAAUAUGGUGCGCUUGGAGAUUGAAAGUUGUGCAAAGUGCACAUCAUUGCCAUCAGUGGGCCAAUUACCGUCACUCAAACACCUUUUAAUCAAAGGCGUGGUCUGUGUGAAAAAUAUUGGACUUGAUUUUUAUGGGGAUGAUUGCUCAGAACCUUUUAGAUCCUUGGAGACUUUGCAUUUUGAGAAUAUGCAGGAGUGGAAGAACUGGAUUCCUUGUGGAGAAAUCCCAAAACUGCGUAAGCUUUCUAUUACAAGGUGUCCUAAGCUGUUUGGUAUGUUACCAAAUCAUCUUCCUUUAUUAGAAAAUAUUGCGAUAAAUGAAUGCAGACAAUUGGCAAUUUCAAUUUCCAGCUUUCCGGAGCAUUGCAACCUAGAAAUUGAUGGAUCGAAAGGGGUAGUGCAUAAUGGUAAUGUUGAAUUCAGCUCACUAUGCUUCUCUUCUCUUUCAACAAUUUCAGAAUUCACGCAUCAAAUAGAAGGGUUAAUUAUGGAAGAUUUGACAAACGUGAAAGAUUUGAUGAUUAAAAGUUGCGAGGAGCUUAUGCCUUUGUGGUCAAAUGAUGUGGGAUUGCUACAACAUCUCCCAUGUCUUCGACUUCUGAAGAUUUUUGAUUGCUCCAAACUAGUUUCUUUGGUGGCAAAAGAAGUGGAGGAGCAGCUACAACUGGGUUUGCCAUCUAAACUCAGAGAAAUCGUGAUAACAAAUUGCGAGGUUCUGAAAUCUUUACCCAAGCCAAUGAUGUUCAACAACAUGUAUGUUGAGUGUAUUUAUAUUAGUGGUUGUACUUCACUGACGUACUUUGCAAUAAGCCAACUACCUCAAACUUUAAAGCGACUAAAUAUUGAAAAUUGUAAUAUGCUGAAUUUGGUGGAGGGAGAUGUUGUCAACAGUUGCAGUACCAACACAUCUCUUCUUGAGUUUUUGUAUAUUACUGAUUGUCCAUCCCUCAUAUCCUUGACGUCAACCGGAGAAUUACCUGCAACACUUACACAACUCCAAAUCUUGUCUUGUAAGAAGUUGGAGUCGAUAGCGAAGAGCUUCCAUCACAACUCGUCUCUUGAAUUCAUUUGUAUCCAAAGUUGUGAGAACCUUAAAUCCUUACCGAUGGGCAUACAGAGCCUCAGCCAUCUACGUAAGAUUUGUAUUCAAAAUUGUCAAACUAUUGUUUCGUUCCCUGACAAAGGGUUGCUCCCUGCCAACCUGAGAUCGCUUAGGAUUUUGGAUUGUGAGAAAAUGCAGGUCCUGCCCAACUGCAUACUAAACCUCACCUCUCUUGAAGACUUGUGGAUUAGAAAAUGUCCAAGCAUUAGUGUAUCCUUUUCGGAAGUAGGUUUUCACACCAACCUAACAUCACUUUCAAUCGAUUAUGUGGUAUCGUCUAAUGAGGCCUUUUUUGAGUGGGGAUUGUACAAGCUUACCUCUCUUAAAGAACUUCAAAUUUGCGGUGGCUCUUCACAUCUGGUGUCCUUCCCAGAGAUGAUGCUACCUGCCUCUCUAACCAGCCUCUCCAUCGAUGGCUUCCCGAAUUUGAAAUGCUUAUCUUCCAAAGGCUUUCAAGACCUUGCCUCUCUUGAAUAUUUGUUUAUCUAUUAUUGUGAAAAGCUCGCGUCCUUUCCAGAGGAUGGCUUCUCUCCCUCACUCCUGAAUCUUCAUAUCCAGAAUUGUCCUCUGCUGACCGAACGUUGCAAGAAAGAUCGAGGACCAGAGUGGUUCAAGAUAGCCCACAUCCCUUGCGUUUGGAUUGAUAAUAGGCACAUCAAUGAACCAGAGGAGGAGAAUCAGUGAAUCCGAGUUUUUGUUUGAUACAAGUCAAGUCUCAAGAAACAAAUCCAAAGGAGCAUAGGUGUUUGUUAAAAUGCCCAAGUGACCACGUCGAGAGAGGAG
Molecule: messenger RNA, 4328 nt
Organism: Alnus glutinosa
Lineage: Eukaryota; Viridiplantae; Streptophyta; Magnoliopsida; Fagales; Betulaceae
Product: putative disease resistance RPP13-like protein 1
Exons: 2
Coding region: 78-4229 (1383 amino acids)
Biological process (GO): defense response to other organism
Molecular function (GO): ADP binding
Source: RefSeq, a predicted model, not a curated record